AUGGCCUCGCCACCCGCUUUCUACCACGCCCUCCUCCGCCCUGUCGUCCUCCAAAUCCUCCGAGCGACGGGAUACUACGCCUGCAGACCCGCCGUCCUCGACACCUUCACCGACCUUGCCGCGCGAUACCUCUACAUGCUCGCCGAGAAGACGGCCAACCACGCUGCGGACAACGAACACGCCGAGCUCCCCUCCGUCGUCGACUUGCGCAUGGCGCUACAAGACGUAGCCGCCUUAUUACCCGAGCGUGUCCUCACGGACCAGGAGUACGUUGGCGUCGAGGAUACGCGGGGCAUGGAUGAGUUCUUGGCGUGGUUCUCGGGACCUAGGAAUAAGCUUAUUAAAGACUAUGCUGCCGUGGAUGGCGACCCUGAUGCGACGGAUUAUCUUUCCGCUCUAAAAAAGAAACAUAGCAAGACGGGCGAGGACUCGAAAUACCACUCCACCAUUCUCGGCAAGGGGAACGACCAGGGCGACAUUCUAGUGGAAGGCGCCGAGGUGCUCACGAGCAUCGAGUCUUGGGAACGUUCAGUUAGGGGCUCAUCUGGCGAUGAAUCCGACGAGUCGAACGCUCGCGAGGGAGAGCCGGAGCCCGGCACACCAAGCUCAGUUCUUAGCUCGGUGGGCGACAGGAUAGCGGACGUGGAAAUGGAACUCUCAUGA
Molecule: messenger RNA, 663 nt
Organism: Scedosporium apiospermum
Lineage: Eukaryota; Fungi; Ascomycota; Sordariomycetes; Microascales; Microascaceae
Exons: 2
Coding region: 1-663 (220 amino acids)
Molecular function (GO): protein heterodimerization activity
Source: RefSeq, a predicted model, not a curated record